This is a messenger RNA of Rhinocladiella mackenziei CBS 650.93, 1281 nucleotides long. RefSeq lists its product as uncharacterized. The coding region runs from base 1 to 1281 and encodes 426 amino acids. Lineage: Eukaryota; Fungi; Ascomycota; Eurotiomycetes; Chaetothyriales; Herpotrichiellaceae. The transcript has 2 exons. The record is from RefSeq and is a predicted model, not a curated record.
AUGAAUCCUUACACCAGCAAUGGGCUCUUUUCGCCUGUUCAGCCACCACCUGGACUGUUCACUGCAAACCGACCAGCAUUGUCCAUGAAUACGCGUCCAUCAGUCAUGCCUCCCCCUCCACGUGUGAAUGCAAAUGACGGUGAAGACUCAUACAUGAGACAACCCGUCGCGGCCGACCAAGCCAGAGGUCGCCAACGUCUGGCCAGACCUGCCGCACCACAGCCUCCUCAUGUUUCUGCAUCAAAAUGGAAGGCAUACCUUCGCAGACGUAGUGAGUCCAAAGAAAUCAACGUAGCCACCGAUACUCCGACUCCUGCUCCUCGACAUUGCAAGAACAGCAGUGCGAAAGGCAGUUUGGGCAAAUUCGCCGACAAACUCAAAUCGGCUUUCUUGGCUCAGGAGAACCAGCGCAUGGUCGAAGGUUGGAUAGAUGAUGUGGAUGAAUCCAACCAACCCCCAGUUGUUCUCACCACACUAGAACCUGCCCAUCAAGCACGCAUCUUUGCCGACCUCCAGGUUAUGUUGAAUGUCAGUGCAAACAAGUUUUUGAUCGAAGAGGCCAAUGCGGCGAGACUGAAUCCAGAGACAGUCGUCGGAUUUGCGAAAGACUGGAAGACUAAACAUGGCGACCCUGUGGUGGAAUUUCUUUAUGAUGUUGAGGUCCAAUACCGAUUAGUUCUCGCCAACCUCAAAACGAUCAAGUUCCGCGGCAGAUUUGAAAACAACUAUGUUGCUGUUAACGCCAGUCUGUGCACCUGGGUUGCCUAUGCUCAAAACUUGACCCAAGGAAUUCUCUGUCUCUCCGAUGAUGUUGUCACCAAGUAUGUCUACGAUCUACCCCCACUGCUUGAGAUGCUGGGUGCUUCAGAAAUCACUCGGGCAGCGUUGACUGAUCUUCAAUUGAGGGUUAUGGGUUUGCUCGGUGCUCGCACAUGGCUCUACGAGCAAGAACAACGAGCAAAAAGCCCAUAUCCUUCCACCAUCAACCAGUAUGGCGAUGGACUCUAUCAUAAGCGCUCCAUCCAGGACCCCAGCCCACAUGAUAUGCAUCACGGAAUCGAAUACGCGGUCAGAACUAUGCCACCGGUUAAGAUCCCUGCUGGUUUUCCGACUUCGAACGCACCUGCGAUCUACGCUCCCAAACAUCCAAGCGCUCAACCAAAGACUGUCAACGCUCAACAUCCAGCUACCCCAGACCAACCUGUGUCUGAGGGAGGACCAGGUCCAACCACUGAAUUCAUGUGUGUUGUUCGACAAGCUGGUUUGACCUCCCGCAAGUAA